GCAAAACCUUCUAAAAAAUAAAGAAAAGCCGCCAUGGAAGCCAGCAUUUCCAGAAACUUGACCCAACAUGAGUUAAAGGCUUUAUUUAUAUCAUCCAAUCAAACCAAACAAAUCUCUCUCCCAUAGAAGCUCCAUUUGCUCUCAACACAAAAUUAAAGGACUGAACAAAACCACUUUCUAUGUGAAACAAAAUCAGUCAAGCGGCUUCUUUAUUCUUUCAGUGACUGAGGCUCUAUUUAAGCAUUCAUUAACAUGAGCUUGCACACACUGCUCUGCAUGCACCACUGUGCAAAUCUUUAGGUGUGGUGUAAUUAAAAGGAGGGCAAAUCAAGUCAGGAGGAGGGUCACUCAUGCCUUUAAUCAUCAUCCUUGGGGGGAGAACAAUGGUUAAGAAAAUCUUCCAUAGGAUAUCUAUACUGGGUGGCGGUGGGUGGGGGAGGAAUAGGUGAGAGUCGAGAAACUGAUAUAUUAACAGGAAAUAGGAUUUUAGAGUCAUAAACAUGAAGUAAUUUUCCAAAGAAUUUAACUUAAGUAAAUUUUCUGAUGUUAAAUUGUGAUUAUUGUGAUUUUAUGUUGAAGACCGACACAAAUAGCACAUAGCUGUUAAAUGGAAAGAAAAUGUGUGUGUUUCAAUGUCUUUCAAAAAUAAAAUCCUGAAAGGUUUAACAUUCACUUAUAUUUAGCCCCUAAAGUAAAUAAUUUAGAUGACUUCCACUGCAACAGUUGCGAUUGUUUUGUAUGCAUCUACUAGAUUUGUCCAUCAAAAGACUGAAAUCUUUCUCCAUUCUUCUUUGAAAAAUAGACUGAGGGCAAAGCUUGCCAUAAAUUCUUAAUUGCAUUCAGCUCUAGAUGUUGACCACCAGGCCAUUUUGACACAUGCAUAUGUUUGGAUCUAAGCCAGGGGUUUAUCAUCUUUGGGCAAUGAACUGAACAUAGCUUUGUGAGAUACUUAGAAUAUCGUUUUAUAACCAAACAUUGCUUUAAACUUUACACCUCGUUUCUUCCAGACCUGUCUGUUGUGUUUUUUAGUCUUUAUGACUAAGAAAGUCUGUAUAUUCUCUAACAAAACGUCUGAGGCUUUUAAAGAUCAGCUGGAUUCUUCUUAAUAAAUUGUAAACAUCUGGACUCUAUUAAAUAAUCAUUAAUGAACUGACUCCUGAAGUCAACUUGGAUUUUUACUAAGCAGAAUUAAGAUAAUGGAAGCUGAAUAUAAAUGCGCUACAAACUUUUUUUCUCCCCUCCAAAGGUGUGAAUACUUUACUGAACACUGUCUCAGCAACGCCAGAGUUCACCAACAGUUGGUCAGGUUUUAAAUGCACAUGGACGGACCAUCCAGCAGGUGGCACCGUUUGACUUAGUCCUAUCAUUCUCUAAUAUCAUCAAUUUAAAUAUUUGUUUUCAUCUUCCAUCAAUACUCCUUAAUCACACAGGAGAAUGCACCUUAAUUAAAACUCUCAUGAAACAAGAAGAUGAAUAAAUUAUCCAUCUGGUUAAUUUUUCAGAAUGAACCUAUGAUCUAUUUAUUAACUGACCAGCUGAACUGGAGUCAAACUGCCCACAUCUCAUAUUGUGUAACUCUCUCCUCCUCUUUUUCUGCCCCUUUCCCUUCCUCUCUCUGCAUCUCCAAUACUCCCUCUUCUCUCUUUAACCAUAACGUCCCACCAGAAGCGGUGUGUAGUGGACGGCUCCUGAGCUACCGAACGACGCGUCAGUCAGAACACACAGAGGCUGAGCAGAGCGCACGGAGAAGAGCAGAGACUCAUUGGUGUGAUGUGAAAUAACCAAGAGGACAGUGGAACUUUCCAUCAAGCGAACACCUACUGUGCAAUAAAAGCAAACAGGCAGUAGGUAUUUUCUGUUUGUUUGUUUUUAUCUUUCGUAAUUCCCAGGAUCCGCUGUGCGCACUGAAGUGGCCAUGGCGUAUUUUACGCACUGCAGGUAACCAAUCCGUUGGAGACUAAAACUCUAAACACAUCCUGGAUUAAACUGCGACUGUUGCGCUAGUUAACACCAGACGGGCGGACAUGGCAGCACUUCGGAGGAAAUUUGGAGAAGACUACCAGGUCGUCAACACCAACCGGGCAACUACUUUCUCCGCCCCGGUGAAGAAGAAACGCCAACGCUUCGUGGAGAAGAACGGCCGCUGCAACGUGCAGCACGGAAACCUCGGCGGGGAGACCAGCAGGUAUCUCUCCGACCUGUUCACCACUCUGGUGGACCUGAAGUGGCGCUGGAACCUGCUCAUCUUCAUUCUCACCUACACCAUCGCUUGGCUCGUCAUGGCAUCGAUGUGGUGGAUCAUUGCUUACAUCAGGGGGGAUCUAAAUCACGGCCACGAUCCGUCCUACACCCCGUGCGUGGCGAACGUUUACAACUUCCCUUCAGCGUUCCUCUUUUUCAUCGAGACCGAGGCCACCAUCGGCUACGGCUACCGGUAUAUCACCGAGAAGUGCCCGGAGGGGAUCAUCCUCUUCCUGUUCCAGUCGCUGAUGGGUUCCAUAGUGGACGCCUUCCUCAUCGGCUGCAUGUUCAUCAAAAUGUCCCAGCCUAAGAAACGCGCGGAGACGCUCAUGUUCAGCCAGGACGCGGUGAUUUCCCAAAGAGACGGCAGACUCUGCCUCAUGUUCCGAGUGGGCAACCUGCGCAACAGCCACAUGGUGUCCGCGCAGAUCAGGUGCAAACUCAUAAAGUCUCGUCAGACACCUGAAGGAGAGUUCCUGCCACUGGACCAGUGUGAGCUGGACGUUGGCUUCGGGACGGGAGCAGACCAGCUCUUCCUGGUGUCUCCUCUCACAAUCUGCCAUGAAAUAAAUCCCAAAAGUCCGUUUUUCGACUUAUCGCAGCGCUCCCUCAUGAACGAACAAUUUGAGAUUGUCGUUAUCCUCGAGGGCAUCGUGGAGACCACGGGUGAGAGAGCUGUUCCUGUUACUACUUUUCUGCUGCCACUGAUUCCUAUCUUCAGUAUUCACACAGCAUUCAAAUGUAUGACAUGCCAAGCGCGGACAUCAUACACUGAAGACGAGGUUUUAUGGGGCCACCGCUUCCUGCCCGUCAUGUCUCUGGAGGAAGGCUUCUUCAGAGUGGACUACUCUCAGUUCCACAGCACAUUUGAGGUGCCAACACCUCCAUACAGUGUCAAAGAGCAGGAGGAGAAAAAUUCGUUGCCUUCACCUCAGUCCACUCCCACCCCCGCUCUGACUGAGAGCCACGGCGCCCGGCGCGACCGGGUGUUUUCUGUGGAUUGCAUCAACACUUCAGAGGAGAGGGGCCGUCAGGGAGGAGCGGGCGGCCGGCUGCCGAGCAAGCUGCAGAGGAUGAGCUCGUCGGGGAAGGAGGACCUGCAAAGGAAGGUGCUUUUGCUCAGCUCCCAGCAUGCAGAGAAGGCGUGCAGCACAGGGGACCUCCCCAUGAAGCUGCAGAGGUUGAGCUCCUCCCCCAGCCCAGGAGCACAAAAUCGGCUGCAACUCAAGUCACUCAAGGUGGGCUUUGAGCCCAUGACACAGUCGACAGGAGACCUGUACCAGCGCAGCCCACCAACCACGCUGUCACCCACUCCUGUGCCCAUGCACAGCCCCCUUCUGUCAGCUGGAGGGAGGCUGGAGGACAAUCUGCCACCAAAGCUACGAAAAAUGAAUGCUGACCGCUGAAAUCUGGACAACAACCACCAAACACGAGAAGGUGCUGCAUACAGGAAACAAUGAAAGCAAUUAUAAUGGGGCAAGAAGGACUAGUAGGCAACUUGUGUUUUUUUUUUCUUUGAGAACAAGCUAUUACUGGAAAUACUGUGAUUUCUGUGCUUCAUAACAAAGGAAUAGACUAAAGACGCAUAUUUACUGGAUCAUUCUGAGAAGAGUUGUGCAUGUCUACAAUAAAUCUAUUGUUUUAUUUAUGCACCACUAUACUCAAUAGUCAGUCUUAGUUUUAAUCAAGUAUAAAUUAUAUUAAAAUGAAAAUAAAUACAGUUUGAUAUUCUCUGCCUUGUCUGAUUCCUGCUGUUUUAGCUGAAACCAAGGUAAGUGUCGUUACAAGACCUUAUUUAACCCAACCUUAAGUAUAUAUGAUGAGCAGAAACAGAUAUACAAUUAUAAGCAAAAGUCAUAAAAAAUGGAUUCUUUAGUGCACCAAAAAUUACAAAACUGCCACUCUGUCAGAAAGAUCCAAGAGGGCAAUAAUGAAAUAGAUUAUCUUAAAA
Molecule: messenger RNA, 4192 nt
Organism: Xiphophorus couchianus (Monterrey platyfish)
Lineage: Eukaryota; Metazoa; Chordata; Actinopteri; Cyprinodontiformes; Poeciliidae
Product: G protein-activated inward rectifier potassium channel 1-like
Exons: 3
Coding region: 2025-3647 (540 amino acids)
Biological process (GO): potassium ion import across plasma membrane; regulation of monoatomic ion transmembrane transport
Cellular component (GO): plasma membrane
Molecular function (GO): G-protein activated inward rectifier potassium channel activity
Source: RefSeq, a predicted model, not a curated record